ACUAUACUAUACACACACAAACAACAAAUAAUAAACAUUAAAACAUAAAAUCAACUUAACAAGACACACACACAGUGAAGAAACGAACGAGAUUAAAAGAGAAGAAGAAGAAGAAGUGAAAGUGCAUGUAACAAGAAGAAGAAAAGAGUAGGUAGAAAACACAACAACCAUUGAAGGUCAAUGGUUUAAUACCAAGAUUGGAUCAAUGGUGGAUCGAAGAUUCAUACUGUGGUUUGUGCUGUUGCUAUUGUUUUUGUGUUUUGAGGUAACAUUGGAACAGAUUGAGAUUCAGCCAUUGAGUUCACCUCAGGAACGUGCUGCACUUCUUCAACUUCGAGCUUCUUUGGGUUUGAGAACCAAAGAAUGGCCAAGAAAGCCUGACCCUUGUUUAAUCUGGACUGGUAUUUCGUGUCGGAAUGGCCGUGUUGUUGGGAUCAAUAUAUCGGGUUUUAGAAGAACAAGAAUUGGUAGAAUAAACCCUCAAUUUUCUGUUGAUGCUUUGGUUAAUUUCACUUUGUUGCAGUCUUUUAAUGCCUCUGGUUUUUACCUUCCUGGUUCUAUUCCUGAUUUGUUUGGGUUUAGUCUUGGGACGCUACGCGUGCUUGAUCUUCGUUCUUGUUCGAUUGGAAAUGCUAUUCCGAAUUCUAUUGGGAAUUUGACUAGGCUUACUGCUCUUUAUCUUUCUGAUAAUAAUCUUACUGGAAAUGUUCCUGAUAGUUUAGGUCAACUCUCGUCGCUUUCGGUUCUUGAUCUCUCGGGGAAUUCGCUUACGGGGAUUAUACCAGAGUCUUUUGGCUUUCUUGCGAAUCUUUCUUCACUUGAUUUGUCGGGUAAUUUUUUUUCCGGGCCUGUUCUUUCGGGUUUAGGGAAUCUUUCUAGGUUACAGUACUUGAAUCUUUCUGGUAAUAGUUUGAAUUCUUUGCCUGCACAAUUGGGAGGUCUCGUUAGCUUGGUUGACCUUGAUCUUAGUGAGAACUCUUUCUCCGGCAGCAUUCUUCCGGAUUUGAAAGGGUUGGGGAACUUGCAGAUUAUAGUUGUGAGGAGAAAUAAUUUUACCGGUUCUUUGCCUGUUGAGUUGUGGUCAUUGCCGAGAUUGACGUUCGUAGAUGUGUCUUCCAAUAGCUUCAGUGGUUUGCUUCCCAAUUCUAGUUCCUCUGUCGAUUCUACUGUUGCGGUUCUAAAUAUAUCUCAUAACAUGUUUUAUGGAGGUCUUAAACCUGUGCUCAGAAGGUUCAGUUAUGUUGAUCUUGCAAACAAUUAUUAUGAGGGUAGGGUUUUGGAUUUCAUGCAUAAUGUAUCAUUAGAUAGUAACUGUCUUCAGAGUGCGACAAAUCAGAAGUCAACGGUGGAAUGUGCGUCGUUUUAUGCGGAUAGGGGCCUCCGUUUUGAUAAUUUUGGACAACCGAAUACGACAAAACCUGUAGAAGGUUCUGGGAAAAGUAAUAAAACUAAGAUAAUAUUGGCGGCAGUUUUGGGUGGACUUGGUUUACUUGCACUUUUGGCUUUGCUACUGGUACUGUUGCUUUUGUGCACUCGUAAAAGGGGUAAUUCAAGUCAAAGGGGUAAUGGCGUGGGCCCUGCUCCUGCCGCAGGAAGUCCUCCGCCUCCUGGUGUAUCGAUAAACCUUGCAAAUGUAGGAGACUCGUUUACGUAUCAUCAGUUGCUUCAGGCAACGGGAGAUUUCAACGAUGGAAAUCUUAUAAAACAAGGCCACACCGGGGAUUUCUUCAACGGUGUUUUGGAAAAUGGGAUUCCCGUUGUCAUCAAAAGGAUUGACACGCGAUCUAUGAAAAAGGAUGCUUACCUAUCGGAAUUGGACUUUUUUAAUAAGGUUUCUCAUCCGAGAUUUGUUCCCUUAUUAGGUCACUGCUUAGAAAACGAAAACGAGAAGUUCCUGGUUUAUAAACUUAUGCCAAAAGGGGACUUGUCUAACUGCUUAUUCUUCAAAAAUACCACAUCUGAAGAUGGUACUUUGCAGUCAUUGGACUGGAUAACUAGGUUAAAGAUUGCUACUGGAGCAGCAGAGGCCAUAUCGUAUCUGCAUCAUGACUGUAUUCCACCUAUUGUUCACAGAGAUAUUCAAGCGAGCAGUAUACUUCUUGAUGACAAGUAUGAAGUUCGGUUAGGAAGUCUAAGUGAAGCCUGUACUCAAGAAGGUGAUACACAUCAAAGUAAAAUCACCCGGUUUCUGCGAUUGCCUCAGUCCUCUGAACAAGGUGCAUCUGGUUUGCCAACAUCUGUUUGUACCUAUGAUGUUUAUUGCUUUGGGAAAGUGUUACUUGAACUUGUGACUGGUAAGCUGGGCAUUAGUGCAUCAAGUGAGGGUGAAUUGAAGGAUUGGUUUGAUCAGAUUCUACCUUGCAUUAGCAUGUAUGACAAGGAGCCCGUGACGAAAAUCGUUGACCCGUCUCUUGUUGUGGACGAGGAUUUCUUAGAGGAAGUGUGGGCAAUAUCCAUUGUUGCCAGGUCUUGCCUAAACCCAAAACCUUCAAGACGACCCCCAAUGAGAUACGUUCUCAAGGCUUUGGAAAACCCUUUAAAAGUUGUAAGAGAAGAAAGUUCGAGUUCUGCGCGGCUUAAAGCAACCUCUUCUAGAGGCUCUUGGAAUGCUACUUUGUUUGGUAGUUGGCGUCAGAGCUCGUCUGAUGUAACCACAAUCCCUGCAGCUUCUGGUACAAAACUAGAAGGAGCUAGUAGUUUGAAGCUUUCAGCAACAAGUAGUUCAUCCUCGCGGAGGCGGCAUUCAAAUGAGAUAUGUCCUGAGCCAUCAUUUCGCUUACCUGAUAUAGAGAGGAUGGAGCACGAAGGAGGAAGAGAGGCUUAAGUUUUAAACUUUUUUUUCUUCUUUUAGUUCCUUAAUACCCCUGUGCUCUUAUUGAUGUCUGGGCUCAUAGCACAUUUCAGCAAACAAAUUGGCACUAAAUUCAUACAUGGAACGCAUGAUACCUUUCAAAGGGGAACAUUGUUUUGUUUUCAGUGAUUUUGGACACAAACUUGUGGAGAUAGAUGUAGAGUGAAGAGAAGACCAAUUGGCAACUGCUAUGGUAGAUAUGGAUACUUCUUUGACUGCUUGUUUUGGACAGAGACAAGCUCCAUUUUUUCACCUGUAAUUGGAAUUUUUUUACCCUUUGUCCCGAGUCUUUUAGCGAAUGUACAUUUUGGAUUCGGCGCGUCUAAAGUGAGUAGAGAGUAAAGUAAGUAAUCUCAAUGAUUAAUGAGAAAAUUAAGGGUUGAUAAUCCAGCAUACUUGUGAUUUUUCAUGUAUGUACAUGUGAUAUUAACUAUUGGUUUAUUUAUCAAUCGUUGAUAUUACUUACUUUAUACUUUAAAGUGGCAAGAAAAUAGAUUCGUUAAUUUUAAUGUGUAAGAUAUUAUUAUUCUUCAUUCAAAUCACAGUUGAUAUUAUUCUGGGAGAAAAGGGAACAAGGUCAAAAUUUCAGAGAAUGAAUGAGAAAACAGGUUUUACUGGUUUUAUGACA
This is a messenger RNA of Lathyrus oleraceus (garden pea), 3479 nucleotides long. Its product is annotated as probable LRR receptor-like serine/threonine-protein kinase At2g16250. The record is from RefSeq and is a predicted model, not a curated record. The coding region runs from base 206 to 2824 and encodes 872 amino acids. NCBI's taxonomy places the organism in Eukaryota, Viridiplantae, Streptophyta, Magnoliopsida, Fabales, Fabaceae. Gene Ontology annotation, biological process: protein phosphorylation. Gene Ontology annotation, molecular function: receptor serine/threonine kinase binding; protein kinase activity; ATP binding. The transcript has 6 exons.